AUGGCUCCCGAUAAGAAGGAUAAGAAGCGCAAGGCCGCGACCACAGUCGCCGCCGACUCGCCCGCAAAGAAGACGAAAAAGGUCGAUGCGAAACCCGCCGAAACCCCCAAGGAAACCCCCAAGUCUAUUCUGAAGAAGAACAAGAAGGAUGGCCCCGCCACAGAGGAUAAGCCCGCGGCCAAGUUGAAGGUCAAUGGCGAGCCGGCCAGACAGGUCAAGCCUCGCAAGCGGGCCGCCGAUUUCCUCAGCGACGACGAGAACGAGCCCGAGGUUGCUGCGGCUAAGCCCACGGCCAAGCCCAAGCCUGAGACCGAGGAGAAGAAGCAGCCCAGCAAGAAGAAGUCAAAGAAGGAGGACGGAACACCUGCGCCCGCGCCAAAGGCCAAGACAGCCGCCGCUGCUGCGAAGCCCAAGGCGAAGAAGCCCGAGCCUGAGCCCGUUGUUGAGGAGUCGGAGUCGGAGUCGGAGGCGGAAGAGGAUGAGGAUGUGAUGUCCGUCGCGUCCGAGAGUGGUUCUGAGGAAGAGGAUGAGGAUACUCUGGACGACCAAACAGCCGCUCUGAUCAGAGGCUUUGAGAGUAGCGGCGACGAGGACGAGUCUGGCGACGAAGGGUUCGACCCCGACCAGCCGGUGCCCAAGAUCCCCGACUCGAAGAAGGCGAAGCGCAAGAUUUUGAAGAAGCAGAAGAAGCAGGGUGAGCCGGAAGAGCCUGGCACAGUCUAUCUCGGUCGUAUCCCUCACGGUUUCUACGAACACCAGAUGCGCGCCUACUUCUCGCAAUUCGGCGAGAUCACCCGUCUGCGUCUGUCGCGUAACCGCAUUACUGGCCGCUCCAAGCAUUACGCCUUCGUGGAAUUUGCCUCGACAACGGUUGCCAAGAUUGUCGCGGAGACCAUGGACAACUAUCUGAUGUAUGGCCAUAUCCUGAAGUGUAAAUUCGUCCCCUCCGACCAGCUGCAUCCCGAGGUCUGGAAGGGUGCCAACAGACGGUUCAAGCGUACCCCUUGGAACCGCAUCGAGAAGAAGCGACUGGAAAGGGGCAAGACCCGGGAGCAAUGGUCAGAGCGCAUCGAGAGGGAGCAGAAGAAAAGGCUUGCCAAGGCCGAGAAGCUCAAGGCUCUGGGAUACGAAUAUGAGCUCCCCCAGCUGAAGAGCGUGGAGGAUGUUCCUGUCCAGGAAGAGCCCAAGGCGAUUGAAGGUUCCGAGACCCCGGCCGAAGAGCCCGUCAAGGCCAUUGAGGCACCUUCGACGCAGGAAAAGGAGGCGGAGAAGGUCGAGGAGACUCCUAAGAAGUCCAAGAAGGAGAAGAAGGGAACCCAGUCCACUCCUAAGCAGGAGACACCCAAGCAGGAAGGACAGAAGGCAGCCGUGAAGAAGGGAGCCAACGGCGCGGCGGCUUCGCCAGCUACCAAGGCUGGAGCAAAGCCCAGGAAGGCGGAAAAGGCCAAGGGUAAGGCCAAGAAGGCGUAA
Molecule: messenger RNA, 1470 nt
Organism: Aspergillus clavatus NRRL 1
Lineage: Eukaryota; Fungi; Ascomycota; Eurotiomycetes; Eurotiales; Aspergillaceae
Product: rRNA processing protein gar2
Exons: 3
Coding region: 1-1470 (489 amino acids)
Biological process (GO): maturation of LSU-rRNA from tricistronic rRNA transcript (SSU-rRNA, 5.8S rRNA, LSU-rRNA)
Cellular component (GO): nucleolus
Molecular function (GO): RNA binding
Source: RefSeq, a predicted model, not a curated record